AUGGCAGAGCCAGCUGAGCUCCCACUUUCACGUCUUGUUGUACCUAUACUCCUUGGAAUUGGCUGGAUAGUGGGUUGUGCAUUAAUGGUUUACAUUGUCUUCUCUUGA
Molecule: messenger RNA, 108 nt
Organism: Rhea pennata
Lineage: Eukaryota; Metazoa; Chordata; Aves; Rheiformes; Rheidae
Gene: STRIT1
Product: small transmembrane regulator of ion transport 1
Exons: 2
Coding region: 1-108 (35 amino acids)
Biological process (GO): regulation of slow-twitch skeletal muscle fiber contraction; regulation of ATPase-coupled calcium transmembrane transporter activity
Source: RefSeq, a predicted model, not a curated record